AUGGUUGAUAGAUCCACUGGCGAUGUCAAUGGGCUUCAAAAUGAUGGAAAGAUGGGAAAUAAUUUGACAGUGUUUAGCUACGCAUCUGUCGUGGCUGCCACAACUAACUUCUCUGAAGAAAACAAGCUCGGACAGGGGGGCUUUGGACCUGUUUAUAAGCUUUUUGGCUUCUGCAUUCAUGGGGAAGAGAGGAUGUUAAUCUAUGCCUACAUGCCAAACAAAAGUUUGGACUACUUUUUAUUCGAUUCAACCAGAGCGAUGCUACUAGAUUGGACGAAGCGGUUCAACAUAAUUGAAGGAAUCGCUCAAGGAAUGCUUUACUUGCAUAAAUACUCAAGAAUGAGAGUAAUUCACAGAGAUUUAAAAGCUAGUAACAUACUACUUGAUGAAUAUAUGAAGCCCAAAAUUUCUGAUUUUGGUUUGGCGAGAAUUUUUACACAUAAUGAACUUGAAGCAAGUACUAAUAGGAUUGUUGGAACAUAUGGUUACAUGUCUCCCGAGUACGCUAUGGAGGGGAUUUUUUCGAUUAAAUCUGACGUCUAUAGUUUCGGGGUGUUAAUGCUUGAAAUCAUGAGUGGUAGGAGAAAUAGUAGCUUCUACAUUGCUGAUCACGUGCUCAAUAUAGUAGGAUAUGCAUGGGAGUUAUGGAAAGAAGGCAGGGGGCUAGAGAUAAUGGAUCCAACACUAAAGGAUUCAUGUACUGAAGAUCAAUUGUUAAGAUGCUUCCAUGUUGGUCUGUUAUGCGUGGAAGAAAAUGCAGCUGAUCGGCCCUGCAUGUCUGACGUCGUAUCUAUGUUGACCACUGAAACAAUUUCAUUGCCAUUACCUACAAGGCCAGCAUUCAUCGCAAUAAGAAAUGUUAUUGUGUCUGAUAUAACUUGUGGAAAGGCACAAGGGAUGAGCUUGUGGAAAGGCACAAGUGGUGGAUGGGUAAAAAUAAGGCAGGUUUCUAUUGGUUCUGGCUCCAAAUCAAGAGACAAGGUUGUUAUUGUGGAGGAGAUGACUCUACAAAGUGUUUUUGACAUCCUGGACAAAGCUUCGAAGUCCACCUAA
Prunus armeniaca (apricot) is the source of this 1053-nucleotide messenger RNA. The record is from the annotation of a GenBank genome assembly. NCBI's taxonomy places the organism in Eukaryota, Viridiplantae, Streptophyta, Magnoliopsida, Rosales, Rosaceae.